Molecule: messenger RNA, 1810 nt
Organism: Zea mays
Lineage: Eukaryota; Viridiplantae; Streptophyta; Magnoliopsida; Poales; Poaceae
Product: aldehyde dehydrogenase family 2 member C4
Exons: 8
Coding region: 153-1703 (516 amino acids)
Molecular function (GO): oxidoreductase activity, acting on the aldehyde or oxo group of donors, NAD or NADP as acceptor
Source: RefSeq, a predicted model, not a curated record
GGCGGCCGGCCGUGGGUCUAUUUAUAUAGAGAAGAAAUCCCAGGAGACCGUCGUCCGCCGCCUCCUCUCUCCGCACAGGCUCACCAAACGACGAACACUCUCCCUCGACCCGUGACCGUGAGCAAGCGGGUGGCGACGGCGCGCGGCCGGCCAUGGUGAGCGAGAGCAACCGCGGCGGUGCGGACCGGACGACGGCGGCGGGGGAGGAGCGCGGGCAGCUGCUGUUCGACGUGCCGGAGAUCAGGUUCACCAAGCUCUUCAUCAACGGAUCCUUCGUCGACGCCGUCUCAGGCCGGACGUUCGAGACGAGGGACCCGCGCACGGGGGGCGUCAUCGCCAGCGUGGCAGAAGCUGACAAAGAAGACGUGGACUUGGCAGUGAGGGCAGCCAGGGCCGCUUUCGACCACGGCGAGUGGCCACGCAUGUCUGGAUCCGAACGGGGGCGGAUCAUGGCGAGGCUGGCCGACCUGGUGGAGGAGCGCGCGGACGAGCUGGCGGCCCUGGAGAGCCUGGACGCCGGCAAGCACCCGGCCGUGACCCGGGCGGUGGACGUCGGCAACGCCGCCGGCAGCCUGCGCUACUUCGCCGGCGCGGCCGACAAGAUCCACGGCGAGACGCUCAAGAUGCCGGGCCAGUUCCAGGGCCACACCCUGCGCGAGCCGCUCGGCGUCGCCGGCGUCAUCAUCCCCUGGAACUUCCCGUCCACCAUGUUCGCCGUCAAGGUGGCGCCGGCGCUGGCCGCCGGCUGCGCCCUGGUCGUCAAGCCCGCCGAGCAGACGCCGCUCAGCGCCCUGUACCUCGCGCAGCUCGCCAAGCAGGCAGGGGUCCCAGACGGCGUGAUCAACGUCGUGCCAGGCUUCGGCCCGACGGCAGGAGCCGCGCUGGCGUCUCACAUGGACGUUGACAUGGUGAGUUUCACCGGAUCCACGGAGGUCGGGCGCCUCAUAAUGAAGGCCUCCGCGGAGAGCAACCUGAAGCCCGUCUACCUGGAGCUGGGCGGCAAGUCCCCGCUCAUCGUCUUCGACGACGCCGACCUCGACAUGGCCGUGGAGCUCGCCGUCGGCGCCAGCUUCUUCAACAAGGGAGAGGCCUGCGUCGCCGCGAGCCGCGUCUACGUGCAGGAACGCGUCUACGACAGGUUCGAGGAGAGGUUGGCGGAGAGGAUGAGGAGCUGGGUCGUGGGCGACCCGUUCAGCGACCCUAGCGCCGACCAGGGCCCGCAGGUGGACAAGGCUCAGUAUGAGAGGGUUCUGAGCUACAUUGACCAUGGCAAGCGAGAAGGGGCCACUCUUCUGACUGGAGGAAGGCCAUGCGGUCCGGAAGGGAAAGGCUACUACAUUGAGCCCACAGUUUUCACCAACGUCAAGGAGGACAUGAUCAUAGCGAAGGAGGAGAUCUUCGGACCCGUCAUGUGCCUGAUGAAGUUCAAGACGGUGGAGGAGGCGAUCGCGAGGGCGAACGACACGCGGUACGGGCUGGGGGCGGGGGUGGUGACGCGGGACCUGGACGUGGCGAACCGGGUGGUGAGGUCGGUGCGCGCCGGGGUGGUGUGGGUGAACUGCUACUUCGCCAUGGGCAGCGACUGCCCCUUCGGCGGCCGCAAGAUGAGCGGCUUCGGCAAGGACGAGGGCAUGCACGCGCUCGACAAGUACCUGGCCGUCAAGUCCGUCGUCACCCCGCUCCGCGCCUCGCCCUGGAUCUGAUUCUCUUUAAUUUCUGGUGUCAGUCACCCACCCACAACACAUAUACAGCAGUGGUCAAAAGAUAUUUAUUUAUUGAUAAUAAAGUAGCUAGCUAUAUUGUGCGGAAA